Messenger RNA from Gymnodraco acuticeps, 4891 nucleotides. RefSeq lists its product as uncharacterized. Gene Ontology annotation, biological process: regulation of DNA-templated transcription. The transcript has 2 exons. Gene Ontology annotation, molecular function: RNA polymerase II cis-regulatory region sequence-specific DNA binding; DNA-binding transcription factor activity, RNA polymerase II-specific. Lineage: Eukaryota; Metazoa; Chordata; Actinopteri; Perciformes; Bathydraconidae. Bases 280 to 2757 code for a protein of 825 amino acids. The record is from RefSeq and is a predicted model, not a curated record.
CUCUGUAGAUAAAAUAAACAGUACAUAUUCGGCCCGUCGUCUUUGUUAGCCCCCCUUGUUGUGGGCCUUUUUAGUGUUAAAAUGAAAACAGGAAUAAGGAAUUUAGACAACAGCAUUUAAUUCAGCGAACCGCUUUUGUGUUUUUCUUGCUUUCCGUUACCUGAAGAUCAAAUAGCUGCAGGCUGUAAAAACAGGAGCUGUGUGUGAGGGGGGAGGGUCUGCAUAGGCCUUGUGUGAAUGUCUGCAUUGAAUUGAUGGCUGCCAGAUGACCUGCUCAACAUGAUUCCUGUCACCUAUCACAGCAUGCUUUCGUCUGCAAACAGCGGACACCCCAACCCUCUCUUGGAUCGUGUUUUGAACUCUUCAAACGUGAAGUGUUGUCAGAAAUGUGGAUUUUCUAGUACAGAUGCUGCAGAGCUCAAGAAGCAUGCGAUGGAGCACAAGGGGACGAGAUUUUACUGUUUUUACUGCAACAAAGUCUCGUUCAGUGAGGCAGAGUUAAAUGCUCACCUGAAGGAACACAAUUCAAAGUAUCCGUUCAACUGCCCUCACUGUGGACAGGGUUACAUGAGGAGGCUGUGCCUUGUGAAUCACAUUGAGCGUGUACAUAGUAAAGUCAUGAGUCAAGGACCUGCUAAGACUGGCAUGAUUACAAAUCCACAUGUUCCAGCCUCCAGUGCUUUAUCAAGUGUUUCCACUGUGGAUCCAUCAUUGCUUCGACCAACUGUUCGGGUGAAAGUACCUGCGCUGAGCUCAUCUGUAGCCAGGCUGGCUAAAGAUGAACAAAGAGGCAUUACACUGGACACUAAUGUAUCACAUGCUACUAAUGGUAGUGCAGAACUUUUGUCCCCUUUGAACGGACUCUUUCAGCACAGCAGAGCUUUGACGGUUUCUCUUCCCGAGGAAAUUACGAUCCCUAAUGGCUGUAUGGUGGAACUUGUUGAGGUGAAAACUGUCAACGGGACAAAGGAGCUAAAGCUGAGGAUCGUCUCUCAACAGGGAAACGAGUCUGUGAUAAAAGACACAAGGACCACAGUUUCGCAAAACGCAGCACUAGGACAGCCAUUCUUAUCCGCAUUAAACCACACAAACACAGUUAAGUCUAUGAAUAUGGGGAUGUGCACUAUUAACAGGAACCAGUGUGAAACAACAUCUGUGAAUUUGGAGCGUCCUGCAAUUGUCCCAGUACAUUUUUCCAAAAACCUCCCGAAUCAAGUCAGUAAAGGCAAAGUUGGAUUAAAAAGAACAUUGCCGGAAAUAAUCAAUCUGGAAUAUCAUGAAGUUGUUCCAAACAAGGUUCCCAACAUUCUUGUGAAUCCUGUAAGAGAAGGAAACUGUGGGAUCAGAGUUGCUCAGAGAGAUCUGGGGAACCACGCAAAUCUGCACUCUGUUAUCUCCAACAGGGCUGUCAACAGGUCGACUGGUGCCCUGCAUCGAGAAAAUAAGGGAGCACAUGUUUCUCAGAGAGCGGUGGAUGAUAGAAGGAAUUUAAUUGAUCAUUCCAAAGGUGUUCUACCCGUGAAGGAAAGUGAUGUAAAAGUAAUUCCUAGUGAUGUGUCCCGGCAUGUAAAACUUGAACCCGGGGAGAUAAGGGAAGAGGACUACACUAACUUGAAAACAAAGAAGGGGGCAGUUGGUUUUAACCAGCAAAAAUCUGCCUCCCCUUCCUUGAAUGUUCUCUCAGCUGGCCAAGUGAGACCUCCAGCCAUUUUAGUUUGUAAGGAUAAUGUUGCAAAUUCUUCCUUUUCAAUACCCAGAACACCAAUAGACUCCCCCUCAGGCAAAACACCGGCCCUUUGUAAUCGCACAAAUUCAAAGGUCUCAUCUUGGGUCCAGGAAGUGAGAUCCAAUGAGAGAUUGGCAGAAGGAGAUCUGCCAGAGUCUGAGGGUUUUCCCGUCAUAUCUUCUGUGUUUUCAUUAAGUCAACAAUCAGAGGACGGCCAAGGCUCCUUUCAACCGCUGGUAAUGGCUCUGCGUGGUUUAGUGAUGGAUAAAAGCAACAGUUCUGUUUGUACAAUUCUAAAUAACAUCAACACAACGAACAGCACAGAGCAGAUGAUGGAGGCAGAAAAAUCGAAGCUCUUCAGUCGGAUGUCGACUAUAGAUGGAUCCAUUAUCCGUCACCUUUUAUUGACUGACCGGAAAAUCGAUACUAUAAAAGUGGAGGGGCAAGAUAAAGGCAUUCAACACCCUCCUUCACUGACCCACAACAACUUCCUUGUCAAAGAGGAACAAAAUAAUACUACGCUAACGGACAAAAGUAAAUGCAAUCACACUCCUGAGUCAAAAUCGUGCGUAAAAGAUGAGAAAUCCAAAGUUGACGCACAGGUAAAUGCACAUGCCACUACAACGCCUCCACAGGAAGUGGCACAAAGUGAGCAUGACAUGUCAAAGUUUCUGACUGUCUCUCUGAAAAGGGUGCAAGUAGGCGUGUGGAAAAAAAACAAGAAGGGACUAAAACCUAGAAUAUCCAAAUAUAGGACUCCGGUACCUGGGUCCAGUCUAACUGACAGUACAGUUAUUUAUCCGAUGCCGCUGAAGGGAGACCAGCUGGUGAAGCGCCCGGGCCCCAACCAGCCCGUGGUGGUGCUCAAUCACCCCAAGCCCCGGACCAACCGUCAGGGAGCGAGGACAGACAGGUUGGAAACAGGAGCCUCGGAGGGCGCUCCAAAGUGCAACAUCUUAAAAAUGAGGCUGAGCAAAGUGAUGGGGCAGAAGUAUGAGGUAAUGGGCUGCACUGUUGGAGUCUUUCAGUGAAAUUAUCAGAUAAUAUCACUGGACAUUUAUCUGAAAACAUUUGUUUUAAAAUACCUAAAAAAGGACACUAUAUGGACAUUUGUUCUCUCUAAGGCAGCAUUAGAUUAGAAGGAAUGGACUUCUGAUUAUCAUGGAACCUUGUGUGUAACAUUUAUGUUGUUUAUCUAGGCAUGGGAUGAGAAAUACUAAGUGCAAUGGAUGAAACACGGACCAUAUUCUGUAGUAGAUUGCCAUUAGAAAUACACAGAUGUUUAAGUACUGUUUCAGAAGUUUGAUAAACCAGUAGAGUCAGAGUCGAGGCACAAAUAAUGCAUGCUGUUUGCUUAAAAAAUUAAAAGGAAAAUAGUGUAUUCAUUUAUUUUUUUUGCAUCACUUGUGUUUUUUUGCAUCUGGCCACUCUAAGACACAAACUGAAUUUGGUGCAUCUGAGAUGAUCAAAUUGUGUGGGAACCCAAUCAGAAUAUAGGCAAAGUCAUUAUCAUAAUAUGCACACAAUUUUAAUGAUGGAAAAAUCUGUGGUGAAUAUCAAGUCGGACUACAACUAAUAAGUAUUUUCACUGUUGAUUAAAUAGUGAAAAUAAGUAUGUUGCUCAAGAUGAUCCUCAAAUGUAUUUUUUUUUCUCCAAAACUCAAAGAUAUUAAGUAUUAUAGAGGAUCAAAGAAACCAGAAAAUGUUUCCAUCAAUAAGCUGGAAUCAAGUAAUUGAAUUAAACACAUUUAUUUGGAACCGUUAAAAUGUUUGUCAGAAAAAUGUAAUAGUUAGCAAUAGAUUGAUCUUUGCAGAUUUAAAAUAUGAUAACGUGUUUGAUUUGUGCAAAAAUGUAAUAUAAAUUGUCAAUUCAACAGCCUUUUUUGUACUAAACUUUUUCGCACAAAACAACACAGGAAAACAGUGAAUUAACAGUACUGUAUUUUGACAGUGAGCACUUGCAAGCCUACAUAGGUUUUAAUAGUCAGCUGUGUCUCUUUCUCUGCAUUUGUUGUUACAUGUUAAAUAGACACUAUGGGAACGCAGACAAUGUCAUAUGUGCAGCAAUCGGUAUCAGUCCGUGGUGGUGCAUUCAGGCACUCUUUGCAAACUCUUACAUUUGGGAAAUCCUGCAUUACUAUUUCCCAGACCAACAGUCACUGGUACCUUCAUUAAAUGGACUGGACCAAUGAAAUGACAAUGCAAGGUGUAAAUAAUGGAAGCUGGGUUUGUUCUCAGUUUGGGCGUGUUGUGAACCAUGGGGGGUGUCAGAAAAAAAGAGGGUUGCCAGCUUUUUUUUGUGUUUGCAUGUGUUUUGUGAAGUGAAUUGUCACAGUUGUACUUAUUAUUCUUGUAAUGUCCCCCAGUUUCUUAGCAGUAUUUACCACUUUGCAGGCCGUUCUCAUUGAUAAACUCUAUUUUCUUAUUUGCCAGUUUCAUGACAUUUCAAUGUGGAAUGUAUCGCAGAUAUUUGAGAUUUAUUUGAGUGUUAUGAAAUCUUGUGCCAUACAGUUUCCUGUCUUUAAUGUACUUCAAUGUAAAGCCUCUGUAACUCCUUAAAUAGUGCUGCAUAAUGGAUCUGAUAAAAGCACCUCAGUUUACUACUGUAACAGAAAACCACGUGCGUGUGUUUUUAAUUAUGUAAAUACUAAGUGACUAUGGUGAUCCUGGGAAUCUGUUUAAAGUUGUCUUUUUUUAGUAACCAUUGAAAGGUCACAAACUCUCUCUUUACAGACGGUUUACAACAGCAUUACAACAGCAGCGUGUUGUGUUUAAAAUCUAACCAUGAUGUAUUAAGUGAUAGACCUACGAUUACAUUUAUAGGAUUGUGUUGCCCAGUUUAUAUUGUGUAAAUAUGUUUUGAUCAACAUAUUUUUAUCGUGUAAAUACCUAUACAUAUAAAAUGUGAUAAAUCGUGUUCAUACUCUUUAGGAGAUGGUAACCAUUCCACAGCCUCGUCUACAUUGUGCUUUACUUGUCUAACGCUGCAGUGUCUAAAGCUGCUGUGCUGUAUUGUUUAUUGUAUUAUUAUUUAAAUGUGUCACAAUUAUUUCUGAAUGUUUUUCUUUGCCUUUAUUCACUUCUCAAUGUGCAUUAUCGUGUCUCAUGCUUUUAUAAAUAACGAUUGUGUAACUACAUUUUUCUAUUAAAACAUGAUAAAAGAUU